Molecule: messenger RNA, 1080 nt
Organism: Schizophyllum commune H4-8
Lineage: Eukaryota; Fungi; Basidiomycota; Agaricomycetes; Agaricales; Schizophyllaceae
Product: alpha/beta-hydrolase
Exons: 3
Coding region: 1-1080 (359 amino acids)
Source: RefSeq, a predicted model, not a curated record
AUGCUGUCGUUCGCUGUCAUCCCCGCCCUCGCCACCGCGGCGCUCGCCGCCGUCGCCAACGUCCCCACCUCGCUCGUCGAUGCGGACAAGGAUGUGCACGAUGCGGGCGUUGGCCCCGACCAGAUCGUCGCGAAGUUCGUCAGGUCGAGCGACGGCGCGCAGAUCUACGCGGAGGCGGUCGGCGACCCGUCCAACCCGCCCAUCGUUCUCGUCCCCGGCUACACGCUCAGCACUAUUUCUUUUGACAAGCAAUUCGAGAAUCAAACCAUGCGCGAGCAGCUUUACAUGAUCCGCAUGGACCCCCGCGGGCACGGCCAGAGCGCGAUGAACGCCACGGAGGAUGGGCACAAGUCUGAGCUUUACGCGAACGACUUCAAGGCCGUCCUGGACGCCUUCAAGGUCGAGAAGCCUGUCUUCGCCGCCUGGUCCCUCGGCGGCGCGAUGCUCACCGACAUCGUCGUUAACCUCGGCACGGACGCCAUCUCCGGCUACAUUUCCAUCGCCGCCAUUCCCUACAUUGGCGACGUCCUUACCGAGGUCGUCUCCGAGUCCACGCUCCAGAUCGUCCCCGGCAUGCAGGUCUCCAACGACACCGACCAGUGGAAGAAGAACGCGGCCUCAUUCGAGGACAGCCUGUUCUACGACCCGAAGACCGUGCCCUUCGACUACAAGGCCGCGCUCAUCGGCGUCGCCGCCGCGGAGCCGUCCGAGGUCACCAAGCUCGUCAUCACCCGGCAGCAGGACUCAGACAAGAUGAAGGAGCUCGUGAAGGACGCGUCGAUCCCGCUGCUCGCGAUCAACGGCGCGCAGGACACGCAGCGCCUGAACGGCAGCGCGGUCGUCAACACGAUGAAGGCGUACUGGCCGAACGACCUCAUCACGCACACCGAGGUCGACAAGGCCGGCCACGCCGUCUUCUACGACCAGCCGGACGAGACGAACGAGCAGUUCCGCGUGUUCACGCUGAAGGCGACCGGGAACGAGGACAAGAUUAAUGCGAGGGAGAACGGCGCGGCGGCUGCUACCAUCCCGUCGUUGUUCGCCCUCGGCGCGCUCUCGCUUUACGCAUUCCUCGCUUAA